Messenger RNA from Saccoglossus kowalevskii, 996 nucleotides. RefSeq lists its product as uncharacterized. Gene Ontology annotation, molecular function: zinc ion binding; nuclear receptor activity; RNA polymerase II cis-regulatory region sequence-specific DNA binding. Gene Ontology annotation, biological process: regulation of transcription by RNA polymerase II. The record is from RefSeq and is a predicted model, not a curated record. NCBI's taxonomy places the organism in Eukaryota, Metazoa, Hemichordata, Enteropneusta, Harrimaniidae. Gene Ontology annotation, cellular component: nucleus.
AUGACAGGAAGACUGUUGACAUACAUGGGUGAUGACAGUCAGCCUGCAUGGAGUCGAUACUGUGCCACUAAACACCGCAAGUAUGGAGUCCAGAAUUACACUGAUCUUGGUGUUCAAGACUGUGGAUUGUCCGUGAAACAAGAGGUUGAUGAUCUGUCCAGCUCGUCCUUAAUUACUUCAUCAGCACCACAGUCCUCUACCCCUACUUCUCCGACAAGCAAGAUAGCAUGCCAAGUAUGUGGAGACAUAUCAUCAGGACUUCACUUUGGUGUAUAUACAUGCGAAGGCUGUAAGUGUUUUUACAGAAGAAGUAUCCGAGAGGGAGCUCAUUACAUGUGUUCAAAGACGAAUAAUUGUAACAUGACGCCUGACACGCGGAAUUCAUGUCGCUAUUGCCGUUUUUAUCGAUGCUUGGCCUUAGGAAUGUCCCCAGAAGGUAUCAAACUUGGUCGCCGUCCCAAACUUGAUACCCACCAGUCGAUGUGCAAAGAACAAGGACGCAGUGUGACAACUCUGAAGAUGAAGCUUAAGCAGACUCCAGCCAUGAAAAUGUAUCAAAGGCAGCUCUGGACGCGCCCGUACAUGGAAUGGAACCAUAACAUUGAAAAAGAGAAAGAGUUUCUGCGCAUGUCAUCGCACAAUUACCCUUUAAAAUCAUCUAACGAAGUGCCUUCCAGUUGUACAAUAGCGUCACAAUGGGAAAGUGCCGAGUGUGACUUGAACACAGCAGCUUCUUUUGACUCAGUGCCUCCCAAAUCCCCAAUAAAUAUAACAACCGGGGGUCAAAGCAUUAAAAGAGAAUGUGACUGGAGCGAUUCUUCGGUUUCGGAUGACUCAAUUCUCUCAUGUUCUCCUGUGUCGCCCACAUUACCGGAGGUUAUUUACGGAGCGGCACAGGCUUUGGCGUUCGCUAAUAUGUACCGCCAAGAUCACGAGACGGACAAUUUGACCAACACGAUCAGCGACCAAACACCUCUCACCACGGCGUUCAGUUAA